This is a messenger RNA of Sinocyclocheilus rhinocerous, 1740 nucleotides long. RefSeq names its product nuclear receptor subfamily 2, group E, member 3. The record is from RefSeq and is a predicted model, not a curated record. Lineage: Eukaryota; Metazoa; Chordata; Actinopteri; Cypriniformes; Cyprinidae. The coding region runs from base 312 to 1598 and encodes 428 amino acids. Gene Ontology annotation, molecular function: DNA-binding transcription factor activity; zinc ion binding; sequence-specific DNA binding. Gene Ontology annotation, biological process: regulation of DNA-templated transcription. The transcript is spliced from 8 exons.
UCUUCCUUUAGGGAGCCCACGGUAGCCUCAGAGUCACUCACUGUCCAGCACCAGGAGGAGGUGACAGACCUCACUGCUCUUCACAAAAGCAUCAAACAAGAAGUUCUAGACGUCAGAGACACCCAGAGUCAAGAAAGGACCAUCAGGAUAGAGACUGAAGGACUUUGAAGAAACAUCUAACAUUGGCACAAUUCUCACGACUGGACGGAUCUCUUGGAAGACCCUCUAGGAUUCCAGUCAACCUACCUGGGAAAGAUAUUUUGGCCCCAAAAGCCAAAUUCUUCUAAGGGUACACUUCUUCACUACAUUGAAUGGAGGAUCUAAUGUCAGAAAUGUCCAUGAUACCAUUUGCAUCACCAACAGAGUCUUCCAGGAGCAACUCUACGGAUGACAGCCAAGAUGGUAAAAGCCCCGCUCCUGGCAAGAUCCUGAACUCAGGACUUCUUUGUAAAGUGUGUUCUGACACCAGCAGUGGGAAACACUACGGGAUAUAUGCUUGCAAUGGUUGCAGUGGCUUUUUCAAGCGCAGUGUGAGGCGCAGACUCAUCUACAGAUGUCAAGCUGGUACAGGCAUGUGUCCCGUCGACAAAGCCCAUCGGAAUCAGUGCCAGGCCUGUCGCUUAAAGAAAUGCCUUCAAGCUGGCAUGAACAAGGAUGCUGUUCAGAAUGAGCGUCAGCCCCGCAGCACCGCUCAAGUCAGAUUAGACGCACUGGAUAUGGACAAGGAAAAGGAGCACCUCACCACCACCCUGGAACCCACCUCCUCGUCCACCUGCUCUGUGAUCAACCGCCCACUGCUGGGCUCCUCCAUCAGCUCCAGCAUCAGCUCCACAGAUACUAGCCAGCUCUCCAACAGCCCCAAGAAUGGACAUCGCUUCAUGGCCAGCCUGAUGACAGCCGAGACCUGCGCCAAGCUGGAACCAGAGGACGUGGAUGAGAACAUCGAUGUGACCAGUAAUGAACCUGAGAGGAGUUCUCCAGAGUACGGCAGUGCUCUCUACCCCUCACGCGGACCAGAGAGUGUAUAUGAAACCUCAGCCCGCCUGCUCUUCAUGUCUGUUAAAUGGGCAAAGAACUUGCCGGUGUUUUCCCAUCUACCUUUCAGAGACCAGGUGAUUCUACUUGAGGAAGCAUGGAGUGAGCUGUUUCUUCUGUGUGCAGUUCAGUGGUCGCUACCUCUGGACAACUGCCCCCUGCUGUCCCUGCCGGACCUCUCACCCCCAGGACAGGGCAAGGGAAGCCCCUCGGCAGCGGAUGUGAGGGUCCUGCAAGAAGUAUUUAGCCACUUCAAGCCCCUGCAAGUGGAUCCGACUGAGUUUGCAUGCUUGAAAGCCAUUGUUUUGUUUAAACCAGAAACACGAGGACUUAAAGACCCAGAACAGGUGGAGAACCUACAGGAUCAGUCCCAAGUGCUGCUAGCUCAACAUAUCCACACUCUUUACCCCAGUCAAGUCGGCAGGUUCGGCAGACUAUUGCUUCUCCUUCCAUCCCUUCACUUUGUGAGUUCGGAAAGAAUCGAGCAACUCUUCUUCCAGAGAACCAUCGGGAACACGCCCAUGGAGAAACUACUGUGUGACAUGUUCAAAGACUGUUUUUAGAGGAAUGAAAUCCUCAAGAAUUUAGGUGCUUUGCUUUACUGCCAUGAUAGUUACGAUGCCAAUGAAUCUGCCUGAAUGCUAAAAAAGCGCUAAUGUAUGUAAGCCACGUUAUUCUUUUGCAUAGGUUGCUUAUUUUGUCUCA